Messenger RNA from Fusarium oxysporum Fo47, 788 nucleotides. RefSeq lists its product as uncharacterized. NCBI's taxonomy places the organism in Eukaryota, Fungi, Ascomycota, Sordariomycetes, Hypocreales, Nectriaceae. The coding region runs from base 77 to 652 and encodes 191 amino acids. The record is from RefSeq and is a predicted model, not a curated record. The transcript has 2 exons.
CCUCGUCCGACCAAACUCAUCAGCAUCAUCUCCCCCUUGCAUCAACACCACUGACCCAACGAGCAACUUCAUCAAAAUGAAUCCACUUACCUCCAUCCUCUCUUGCCUCACCGGCCAAAACGCCCCAACUCAACCAUCGCCCCAGGUCAGCGAGAUCAACACAAACUCAAAGCUCAUCACCGCCCAACCAGUCCCCUACUCCGACGACGCAGCCUCUCAAUUCGUCUCCAUCCUUCAAACCCACACUGGCACCCAGACUGAACUGCAUCAUCGUCUCAAGCAAGUAGUUUCCACCAAUAGCUGGACGUCAAGCCUCGCCGAAGCCAUCGAGCGUAAGAUCGAGAAGCUCUUAAAAGAUGGCGCACAGCUCGCCAAGCCCAUGGCUGAAGCCGUAAAAAGAGCUACAAACACUGCUUGGGAGUUUGCGAAAGAACAUCCUGUUUACGCUGGGUUGAUUGCAGCGGGCACGAUCAUUGCUAUCGGUGUUUUGGUGGAGUUUGAUCUUAUUUGGGUGCUGAGAGCGCUGGGGUUUGAUGAGGUUGGACCGAGACUUGGGAGUUUUGCGGCGAGAUGGAUGAGUAGCCUUGAGAAGGUGCCUAAGGGAUCGAUUUACUCGUAUCUUCAGCGGCUUGGGAUGAAGAUUGCUAAGUGAAGUCGGGUAUUGAGAUGGAAACCAUUGAGUAAUACCCGUAACUGCCAAGUCGGUUCAGCGGAAGCAUUUACUUUUCACUCAUCAGUCAAUUCAACAGACUGUCAUUUUCUUAUAAGCGAAAUCUGGUACUCAAUUC